AUGGAGAACCGGUAUGCGGUGGCAGCCUAUUUAGCUCUUCACAGGUUGUUCUCCUACUCAAAUGUUGCCAAGAAUCCUCUUUUCACACACUAUACGUUCAUAGGCGACCGCGACCGAAAACGUCGCACCACGAGUUCAUGUUUGCCUUACAGCGAGCUUACACUUCGGGAGUUCUUCCCAAUCAUCACGGUUGUUCUUGCAACCCUGCAGGUAUGUCAUUUAUGGUAUCUUAAGGUAAAGUUCGAGAAGCUUAAUACCAUAACCGCCUCCAAGAUUAAGAUCGCUAUACCACAGGUUCCUUUGAGAGCUCCAGAUACCAGAGGGAUUUGGAUGAUCUCGGCAGCAUUUUUGGCGAUUUUGAGAGUAUCAAUAGACACUAUAAGCAUGAAAGAUUACAAAUCCAAUCCUGACGCGAACGGCAACGCCACCGCAAAUCCCAGGCGGCCCCCUGUGUGGGCCAUCUCGAGUGUCGCUUCGGGAACAGGUCUUGUUACACCUAUGGCUCUCAAGUGUGGAAGGCACCAACCUGGGCGACGAGGUGUUUGCUGCAAGGAGCUCAAGAGGGAGGAACGACACUUGAUUGACCCAGACGUGAUGCGCGACAUCGUCAUUGGGUUGAGUGACGGUCUUACUGUACCCUUUGCUCUCACUGCCGGGUUGGCCAGUCUUGGUAAUUCGAGAGUCGUCGUACUUGGUGGUGUUGCAGAGUUGAUCGCAGGUGCCAUUUCCAUGGUGGCUACCCAAGCAGAAAGGGACUCUUACAGGUUCCUACAACAACAAACCGCGUUUCGAGUCGCCCAGUCUUGUGCUGGCGAGCUAGAACGCGAGGUCGACGAGAUUUUAGGUCCGAUUGGUGUUCCCGUCGAGCUCUCUAGACAGGUGGCCAAUGCGCUUCACAAAGAGGAAAUGAAGGCAUUGCAAAUCGAGGGUCCUUCUUCUCCGAACGCUCUUACCACGACCGACGGACACACUGUAACUCUGAGCCGCGAGGGACAACCAAUCACACUCGAAAAUGGCACAACCGAACAACUCAAGUUCCAGUCGACCGUCGGAUUAACCCCGUUCCUACUCCAAUUCGGAGAAGGUAUGGAGCCUAUUCCGGAUAGCCGAAUGUAUGCGAGCGCUGCUACGAUUGGACUCGGUUAUCUAGUCGGUGGUGCCAUCCCAUUAUUACCCUACUUUUUCAUUCGUGAGCUUCUUUUCUUCUUCUCCUUGUUAAUCACACGUGAACUAUCCGAACCACGUUCACUCUCACCAAAGCCCACAUUACAGGUGCUGGCAACGGUAAAUAUAAUAUUCCCCCAGAUUGCUCAUACACUGACGAAAUCCAUUUGCAUAGGAUGGAGAGGUUACCUGUGGGGAGCAGUAUCUACCGUCGCAGUAGGUGGUAUGGCUGCUGGUGCCGCCUUUGGUAUCGUUAGGGCGUUGGAGGGUGCCAAGAAUGAAAUUUGGUCAAAAGCCAAACCGAGCAGCCCUGAGGGCAAAAGUGGAGUCGAGGG
Molecule: messenger RNA, 1499 nt
Organism: Acaulospora colombiana
Lineage: Eukaryota; Fungi; Glomeromycota; Glomeromycetes; Diversisporales; Acaulosporaceae
Source: the annotation of a GenBank genome assembly